Molecule: messenger RNA, 717 nt
Organism: Homalodisca vitripennis (glassy-winged sharpshooter)
Lineage: Eukaryota; Metazoa; Arthropoda; Insecta; Hemiptera; Cicadellidae
Gene: mRpL20
Product: 39S ribosomal protein L20, mitochondrial
Exons: 4
Coding region: 166-657 (163 amino acids)
Biological process (GO): ribosomal large subunit assembly; translation
Cellular component (GO): ribosome
Molecular function (GO): structural constituent of ribosome; rRNA binding
Source: RefSeq, a predicted model, not a curated record
GAAGCCGUAGCCCUAUUCUUACUUCAUCGGUUUGACUUACUUAGUUACUUAUAGGUUAUGGGGAUUGAUUUAAUUUUCUAACGACCGAUAACUUUGUCUUAUUCAGUUGUGUCAAACUCUUAUUAACUGUUCACUUUAUUGUGUUUAUCGUAUAGACAAUUUAAAAUGGUAUUUCUGGAUGUUGCUAAAUGUGCCCGCAGAGUGCUUAAAUAUGCAGAUCCUAAUAAAGGUCCAGAUGAAUUUUAUAGAAAGAGGAACAUUUUGAGAUUGUCUGCACAUUUCUACGGUCGAGCGCGGAACUGCUACAGCAUAGCCGUGAGGAAAGUCCAUAGAGCUCUUGUGUACUCAACGAAAGGGAGAAAACUGAGGAGAGAAGAUAUGAGAGAUCUUUGGACGAUCAGAACGACAGCAGCUACUGAAGAACUUGGGCUGCCAUUUCCUCUGUUUCGCGCAGGUCUGCAAUCCAGCAACGUUCUGUUGAACCGGAAAUCUCUGGCUGAUCUAGCAAUUUGGGAACCUCGUACUUUCAAGGCACUAACAGACUUUGCGUGGUCCAGAGCAGUGGAAGAUGGCCUGACCAAUGUCGACAAACUCAAGUCCGACCCGCCAGAACAUGUUGUCACCAGAGAAAUGCUCAAGGCAAAGAAAAAAUUUUAGAAAUGUAUUUAUAUCAGUUUUCACUUUAGUUUUGUAUUAAAAAUUGUUGUUCAUAAUGCA